This is a messenger RNA of Diceros bicornis minor, 2862 nucleotides long. It is a transcript of the gene CFAP221, whose product is annotated as cilia and flagella associated protein 221. Gene Ontology annotation, cellular component: cilium. The record is from RefSeq and is a predicted model, not a curated record. NCBI's taxonomy places the organism in Eukaryota, Metazoa, Chordata, Mammalia, Perissodactyla, Rhinocerotidae. The transcript is spliced from 25 exons. Gene Ontology annotation, biological process: cilium assembly; cilium movement. The coding region runs from base 126 to 2765 and encodes 879 amino acids.
UGGCUGUAUUUUGCUUGAUGCUGUAGACUCUUCUGGGAAUCUAAAGCUAGGAGCCUUCUCAAAAAAACAACAAAAAAAGAAAUGACCUUUGGCUCUAAAAAGAAGACUCCAUUUUUCAUGAUAAAAUGGCAGUGGUGAAAACCCCCAGCAGAGAACUAAAGAAUGCCGAAGAACCGUUUAAUAACGUUUCACCCAUCCUUUUGAAGAGCCUAGUGGAGGAGCCCAAGAAAAGAACGGAAGUACCUAAUCACCUCCUAGAAUCAAAGAUUUAUGCAAAACUUCUGAAUAAUAAGGUCAUACAGGCAAAACCUGGCAUAUUGCAUUUUGGAAGCUAUCAAAUAGGAAAACAACACCAACAGAUUCUGCAUCUGGUCAAUGUCUCUGAUGAAGACAUAAAUGUUCAUAUUUUACCCCCACAAACCAAAUACUUUCAGAUCAAGUAUGUGAAAAAGGAACACUGCCUUGUCCCUGGCUUGUCCCUCACGGUUACCGUUACAUUUUCUCCAGAUGAGUGGCGAUACUAUUAUGAUUGCAUCCGUGUUCACUGUAAGGGAGAUGAGACUUUGCUAGUUCCCAUCCAUGCCUAUCCUGUCAUGAACACACUGGACUUUCCCUCAUUUAUAAAUCUAUCAAAUGUUCUACUUGGUGAAAGCAAAAAUUAUGUUAUUCCUUUGCAGUGCAGUUGCCCUGUAGAUUUCGAAUUUCAUAUCACUUUGAUUCAGUCUCAUGAAGCGUUUACUGUUGAGCCAACAUCAGGAAUAAUUCCAGCUAAUGGGAAGGUGAAUGUGACUAUUAAGUUUACACCCUUUCACUAUGGGACUGCACAAAUAAAAACGCAGCUAUGGAUUUCACAGUUCAACUCUCAACCAUACGAAUGUGUCUUCACGGGAACCUGCUAUCCCAACAUGGCUUUGAAAUUAGAAGAAUUUGAAAGGUUGAAUACUCUUUCUAAAAAAGUAGACGUUCCUCCAGAAAAGGCAAUGACCCGUAUAAAUUUUCAACAACUGCCAGCAAAGACAAAACCUCCAAAACCUAAGGAAAUUAAAUAUCAGAACUUGAGAUUUCCGGUAAAUUUAUCAAAUCCAUUUGCUGUGGCAACCGUCUUAAACCAAGAACCAGGAAAACUGAAGAUUAAAGAAUUGCGAGAAGUGUUGGACCAAGGCAAUGAGAUUUCAAAAACAAGACAGAUGAAGGAAGCACUCUUUGAACAGAAAAUCAGACAGGACACUAAUGAAGAGAUCAAAAAUCACCUUAAGUGGCAGGUGCACCUUGGUAAAGAUCAAAUGUCUUUUAAAUUUAAAAAAGACAUUAUUGAAGAGCGGCAAAGAGUAAACACCAAAUAUAAGCUAGAUAGAGGAGAUCCUGUUUUGGAUGAGGAAUUUCAGCGACUCAAGACAGAAGUUAACCACAAACGGGUUGUUCGCAAUCUAGAAGAAAAAAUUGAGGAAUUUCAUCCUAAUUUUGAUCCACUCAUUAAUAAUACUUGGGUCAGCAGGUUCAGGGCACAAAGACGGUUUCAACAAGCAGCACGCAAGAUCAUGGUUCAUCUACGAUUACUCCGUAUGCUGAGUGCUGUUCGUGACAUGGACAAAGAGACCAUCAAAAGAAGGCUCAGUAAAGGACAACAGUCGAUAACACAAGAUAAGAGUACCUCCAGAUACCUUCUGCCACUGAUCAGCCACGAUGAUUAUUCCAGCCAGUUCUCUGUGUCGCCCAAGGAUGUGCUGCCCUUCGCCUUCCCAUCCUACAGUCCUCCUCAGGGCUCCAACGAGUUGGCUCCCGAUGGCCUUGGACCAGUCCCAAUUAAAUCUUCAGAAAUUCAAGUCAAGCAGAGUUAUUCCUUCCUCAAUCUGCAGGUUCCUCAGCUGUACAAAAUCAAGGGGUAUCAGCCAUUCUCUGUCCAGAAGUCUUCAACAAGUUACAGACCUCAAAAGCUUGCUCGAGCCCUGAAGCAAGGAGCUGAGGAUGAAGCCACCACCAUCAUAGCCCUGCCGAAGCAGGAGGCCACACCCCAGCUCCCUGGCAAGACCUCCCUCUUGAGCAUGAAACCACCCGAGGCCUUAGCCAGGUCUCCAGAUUAUGACCCGCUUUAUAUUUUUAAUCCCAGCCCAGGAGUAUUUGCUGUGAAGCAUCCUCUGACCUACGCAGAAACCUCAAUAGAUUACCAUCUGUGUUCUCACCCCAAGUACAAGUUCACCAGGGAGUGCCACAGUGGGUCCAGCAUUCCUCUCACCCAAAAGCAGUUUCUCCAUCACACGGACAUAAUUCCCGGAGUGAUGCACUGGAAGAGGUUCCAGUCCCUGGUUCUCUCCUCGCUGCCCGAAACCUCUAAGACAGAGACGACACGAAGCUGUGAUUCCUUCAAUUUAGUUAUGCUUCCUGUAAACGUCCCUGCCGUUCUUGACGCCUUACCUGAAGAAGACAGAUUGGAAACAGUCGAACGUGAGCCCAAUGAACAGAAUGUGGAAGUUAUAUUGACUCCAGAAAUGAUCGAAGUGGAAUUCCCUCUGUUGGACUCCAAGGACACCAAGAAGGAGAAAUAUUUCUGCUUUUUCAAAAUUUCCAGGCAUUUGCCAGAACUUUACAUUUCACCCUCUUUAGAAAGUGCUUCAGAAGCGCUUAACUUUAUUGUAUACUCUCCUAUCCAGGCAGUUAGAGAGGUGAAAGACCAAGCACAGCCGACGGAGAAGGCAGGAGAAAAGGUGCUGGAGGAGAUGAAGAAUCUGCGGGGCAAGGCUCUCAACUCACACCUGAUUCUAGAAUAAAAAUCACGACUAGGUCAGUUCCUCUCAUUUGCUCUCUGCAGGUCACGGUGGUCCUUUGUGUCCAUUUAUGUUCCGGCCAUUUUUGGAAUUAAAGUUU